This is a messenger RNA of Fusarium oxysporum Fo47, 2537 nucleotides long. RefSeq names its product cytochrome P450. The transcript has 6 exons. Gene Ontology annotation, molecular function: iron ion binding; heme binding; oxidoreductase activity, acting on paired donors, with incorporation or reduction of molecular oxygen. Lineage: Eukaryota; Fungi; Ascomycota; Sordariomycetes; Hypocreales; Nectriaceae. The record is from RefSeq and is a predicted model, not a curated record. Bases 54 to 2486 code for a protein of 810 amino acids.
GUCACACCAGAUCUUGCCAGUCUCGCCCGUUGUGAUGAUUCGGCCUUAACAUAAUGCCUUUCUCUUAUUUUUCCACCGGGAUCCAAUCGCUGGGCAGUUUGGUAGCCCAGGCCCUCUCGCGAAUAUUUUUCUCGUUGUUCAUCUUGGCGAUCACUAUCGCCAUCUACAGGGUAUCCUUCCAUCCUCUGGCCCGUAUUCCUGGACCAAGACUGGCGGCGAUUUCAAGCUUCUGGCAUGCAUAUAAUGCUCGAAUGGGGCGUAUGGCAUAUCUUGGGAAGACACUUCAUAGAAAAUAUGGACCUGUUGUGCGUGUUGGUCCUAAUGAAGUAUGGUUUAAUAGCAAAGAGGCUUUUCAUGCCAUUUACAGUAGUGGAAGUGGUUAUGAAAAGUCUGACUUUUACUUGGCAACUGCCUUGAGCAAACCUCACAUUGAUUGGCAUCUCAACCCCGAAUUCCAAGAUACUCUCGAUCUUCUAUCAGAGCGAGAUGUGAGACGCUACCGUCUUCAGCGCCGACUCAUUGGGCCUGUGUACCAAACUUCCAAUCUCCUUCAGUAUGAAGCUGCAAUUGAUGAGGUUCUUGCACGCUCUAUCACCAAGCUAAAGACAUUGAACGGUGCUCAGAUUGAACUCAACGAGUGGAUGCACAUCAUCGCCGUCGAAUGCCUUGGUGCGGUCGUGCUAUCCUGGUCGCCAGGAAUGCUAAAGAAUGGCACUGAUAAUGGUUCUGGUGCUCACGCAUACCAUGGCUGGAGACGAAAAAGUGUCUUUGGUUUAUUCCCGAUGGCCGCUAAGUUGGAGUUCUUGCACAAGUCAAUCGGGCGACUCUUCAGUACGAUUUGGGGCGUAAACUUCCAACCGCCAAAGGACUUCCGGCCAUUCUUUCCGGAUGUAGGCAAAAGAGUCUCAAGACGUGUUAACGCAGCCACGAAAUCCAAGCUCAAUAAAGAUGGUCGCAAAGAUCUCCUAGCGGAUCUGAUCCAGCUGCAUAGAACUAAGCCUAACUUUACAGAACUUUACCUUCGCAAGAUGGCUGUGACCAACUUCGGUGCUGGGCAUGAGACCAUGGCAUCAACACUUACCUCGAUCCUUGCGCUACUAGGCUCGAACGAUGAUGUUCAAGCACAAGUAUCUCUUGAGGUCCUUGGGACAAGUAAUCCCGCCGAAUACUCCACUGCAACACGCUUGCCAGAGACGCAAUCACUCAUCAAGGAAGCCAAGCGGCUGUAUCCCGUCAUCAGCAUGUCAUUGCCGCGGAAGGUUCCUUCAGAAGGCCUUCAUCUUCAUGGCUACUAUUUCCUACCAAACACAACUGUGGGCUGUAACCCGGUAGCUCUACAUCGGAAUCCAGAUAUCUUUGGUUCGGAUUCGGAUAUGUUCAACCCAGCCCGUUGGUUGACUGCAGAUCCCGACGCAGCACGUGCAAUGGAACACGUCAAUCUCAGCUGGGGCGGCGGCUCCAGAUCAUGUCCGGGACGACAUUUAGCAGAGCUGGUAGUCUUCAAAGUCGUUCCCGCUUUGGUGAAGGAGUUUAAAAUCGACGUUGACUUGCCUCCCGAAGACAAGAAUCGCUCGGUUGCCGGUGUGCCGGCUCCAUCACAGCUGUCAUCUGUCUCCAGUUGCGCCCUUCGGACGACAUAUUCCGCAUUAUUAAUGUAUUUCCAUAAGUACCCAAGAGAGGGCCGUGUCGCUUAUGGCGUUUACGGCACUGGAAACCCAGUCGUCCUUAUCCACGGAACACCGUCCUCAUCCCUCAUUUGGCGCAACAUUGUUCCAAAGCUUGUCGAUGGUGGCUACAAGGUCCACGUCUUUGACCUUCUUGGCUUCGGCCUUUCAGAACGCCCAUGGGACUCAGCCGUCGACACUUCAAUGACAGGUCAAGUCGCAAUUUUAGAGGGCCUUUUGGAGCUUUGGGGUUUGGAGAAGACUCAUAUCAUUGCCCACGAUAUUGGGGGCGGUAUCGCACAGCGCUUCUCUGUAUUCUCGCCGGAGAGCGUUUUAUCUCUGACUCUUAUCGACGUCGUAAGCUUCGAUAGCUACCCUUCGAAGCGGACCAAACAGCAAAUGCAGAAUGGCCUUGAAGCCCUGAACAAGACAGACAGCGACCAACACCGAGCUCACUUCAGAGAAUGGCUGUUGUCCGCCGUCAAGAAUCCAGACAAGCUUGAGAAGUCAAGUCUCAAUACAUAUCUGGACUAUAUCUCGGGACCCAUUGGACAACCUAGUCUGUUUGAGCAUCAAGUUCGACACUAUGAUCCGAAGCACACGUUAGAAGUGGCGCCCCGUCUCGGUGAACUCGAGAAACUACCUGUGCAGUUGAUCUGGGGUGCCGAUGAUGCAUGGCAGGUGGUUGAUUGGGCCCACAAGCUUCACGAUGCUAUUCCUGGGUCAAAACUGAUGAUUGUGGAGGAUGCUGGCCAUUUCUCUCCUGAGGAUCAACCAGAAAAGAUAUCUGAGCUUCUUAUCAACUUUCUAGGGAAACAUUGAUGUCAAUGCGUACUGAUUAGACUAGACGGCUGAACUUGACAUAAUUGAAGG